ACACAGCAGAGCAGGGCAGAGAAGCCGAGAACCAAGAGCUUGUUCAUCUUUAGCUUCGUCGCCGUAAAGCUGCGGUCGUGUGGGGAAGGACCCUGAUUGGCUGCUGCCAGGCCUCCACUAGGGGUAAUAUAACUCCGGCUGGUGUUUGAGGUGUGCCAUACUCUGCACACUGCCCGGGCUCUCACUCGCUCAGCACACCGUGCCACUUCCGCCUCCGCUUGAAGGAGAGAAAACGAAGGAUGAACAAGAUGCUGGUUCCUGUUUUCACAGUCCUGCUGUACUUCGCAACGGCGGGCGCCCUCCUGUGCCACGUGUGUGUCAGACAGCAGCCGAACAAGACGUGUCUUGCAGGGAAAAGCAUGUGCAAGGCGGCUCCGGGGGAAUCCUGCUACCUCCAGACACUCCUCCUGGGGAACUUCCCCCUCUAUGCACAGCAGGGCUGCUUCAGAGAUUGCCAGGACCAAGUCGGAGGCACAUUCAUCCGUCACGACUUCCGCUGCUGCACCGAAGACUUCUGCAAUGCCUAGGGGCCAUGGACGCCGCCUCCCUUCCCACUCACUUGGGGGCAGCUGCACUUCUGGAGGAAGUCCACGUUCUCCCCUCCCCCGUCCCUCC
This is a messenger RNA of Trachemys scripta elegans, 615 nucleotides long. RefSeq names its product secreted seminal-vesicle Ly-6 protein 1-like. The record is from RefSeq and is a predicted model, not a curated record. Lineage: Eukaryota; Metazoa; Chordata; Testudines; Emydidae. The coding region runs from base 240 to 527 and encodes 95 amino acids. The transcript is spliced from 4 exons.